AUGAAAGGUUGUCUUGACGUGGCCAAAUGUAACCAGACCGAAAAUGUGAACUUCCCCAGCAGCAGCAGCUCCAACAGCACGAUCUACAGCAUGACCAAGACGUGCUGCAGCUCUGACCUGUGCAACGCUGCACCUGGCCUGCCUGGGACCUCUGUGCUGAGCCUGGCCUUCGCCGCCAUCUCUGCUCUGAUUGCAACCAAUGUGUUGGCUCCCCAGUUUUACCCUCUUCAAGCAUCUGAUCGCCUGGGAGACAAGAAGCUUCAGGUCUUGUGUGGAAGGAUUUUUAUCUUUUUGACAAAAACCAAGAACCAAAUCAACACUGAGAUGGGAAAGGUCCUCUUUGCUAUCGUUGCAUCCGUUGCGUCUUUGAUUCUGGUGGAAUCUCUGACAUGCAACAAAUGCAACUUUGGCUUGCUGGGUAUUUGCCUAAACCAGGGUACUGAAACCUGCACGACCAAUACCAGCAUCUGCUACACUGGAAAAGCAACUUUCCCUAACGUUACAAGCUUUUCGGGCUUCAACUCCCAGGGUUGCACGACAAGCACCGCAGGCUGCAAUACAACCACAAGCAGCAGCCUCUUGGGUAUAACCUAUCAGAGCACUAUCACCUGCUGUUCCACAGACAAAUGCAACCCUGUGACAAUCAGCGGUGCCCCAUCGGCCAAGAUGACCCUCAGUGCAACCAUUGGUGCAGCCAUCCUGGCGUCUGUGUGGGGAAGCAUGCUGCAGUAAAAUCAAGAAAACAACCAGCUGAUAAAAACCAAGGACAGUUCAAUGAAGCAGUCUUUGGAUAAUAAUAAUCACUAUCCAUAGGUACAACACUGAGCAAGAAAGUACCCUUAUUUAAUUAAAAACGAAUACUUAUACUAAAAUCAGAUCAUCUCAUCUCAGGGUUAAGAUGAAAAUAAAACUCAGGUGUCCAAAUUGUGAAAGUUGAUCAAUGGGAUGUUUCAGUGAAACAUUGAGCUCGUAAAUCUUUCACAAUGUUGUUUUGAUUUAUUGUUGCUUUUAAAAAAUCCUUGUAACUGCUUUAUUUCUUACUUGAUGAAAUAAUGAUGUGAAAAUAAAAAUUGAAAAAAAUAUUUUUUUGCCUCUGUGAGU
Melanotaenia boesemani (Boeseman's rainbowfish) is the source of this 1101-nucleotide messenger RNA. RefSeq lists its product as uncharacterized. The coding region runs from base 1 to 732 and encodes 243 amino acids. Lineage: Eukaryota; Metazoa; Chordata; Actinopteri; Atheriniformes; Melanotaeniidae. The transcript has 4 exons. The record is from RefSeq and is a predicted model, not a curated record.